AUGGCACCCAAGAAAUCGCAACAGCAGAAGUUGUCGCUCGGCGACUUCUUGAACGACCAGUGUAUGCGCUGCAUGCCCGACUCCGUCGCAAAGACAAACAUGGCUGAAAUUUCAUANGCGCUCGGCUCGUGGGCCGAUGAGAUGGAGACUGCUCCUCUUCCUGGUAUGUCAAGAUGCGCAUGUGACAGCGACGAACAGCACUAA
This is a messenger RNA of Aureobasidium uvarum, 204 nucleotides long. Lineage: Eukaryota; Fungi; Ascomycota; Dothideomycetes; Dothideales; Saccotheciaceae. The record is from the annotation of a GenBank genome assembly.